AGCCAAAUCAGGGACAAAAGUUUUGUCAAUUUGAAAAAAAAAAUUGAAACUGAAAGUUUAAGUAUUAAGCUUGAACUUUGAAAAAUACAAAAAUAUAUUUGAAAUAAAUAUAAGUGUAUUAAAUAAUUUUUCAGCUUGUAUAUAAUUUUGAUUCAAUUCGAAAAUAGUUUUAAACAAUUUUUGUUUUUUUAAUUUUCACUUUUUUUUGUGUAUUUUGAUAUUUGAGAUCUUAUAUUUUUCAGGUGCAAUUUUUUUUUACAGUUUCGAUUUUUUUUUUUCAGGGUUCAAAUCUUUUUUUUUACUUUCAGAUCUCAGUUUUCAGGUUUCAGACUUUUGGCCCUGAUUUUGCGUGUGGGCGUGGUAUCAUAGGAAAGGGGCGUGGUAUACGGUUGAGGACCUACUCCGGAGGACCCUGUCAAUGUGCCUGCGUGGAUUAUAUAUGUCUGUACGUUCUCCCUCGCGCGAUGGCGUCCGCUCCUCCUGGACAGCCUGCUGGCUCCAGCACACAGGAACAACUGAAAAGGGAUUUUCUUCAGAGACUACUGACUAAAGUUUCUCAGGCCACACAAAGACUGCCCCUAGAUGUUGACUAUUUGCAGUUUGUAGUGAACCAGGAGAUGAUUAUUUUUAGAUCAUUGUCGAGCCAGAUGGAGAUGCCACAGGAUGUUAUCAGUGCUUUGACUGAGCUGUCGGCACUUGUUAACGAAGAGGAAAGGGAUUAUCCAACACCCAGUCACGUAUCAGUGUUUCAAGGGGAGAUGGGCCGUCCUAAAUAUCUUGUAUCUGCUGAACAACUAAAAGGCCUCUUAGAACUACAGCUACCAGUGUCACGCAUUGCAAAACAUCUGGGUGUAUCUGAGAGGACCGUGAAAAGACGCAUGCGUGAGCAGGACCUUUCUAUAAAGCAGCGGUAUAGUAACCUAACUGAUGAACAGCUGGACAGUUUGGUGAGGUCGGUGAAGGCCAGGACACCACAUGUAGGAUACCGAAUGAUGAAGGGAAUUCUGCAGGCCAUGGGCCACCGUGUACAAUGGAACAGAGUGUCUUCCUCUAUGCAUCGUGUGGACUCUGUUGGUGUACUCUCAAGAAUGACUAGGAUGGGAUGUGUUUCAAGAAGAACAUAUUCUGUUCAGGGUCCUCUGCACUUGGUACAUAUCGACACAAAUCAUAAGCUUAUCAGAUAUGGCCUUGUCAUUUUUGGAGGUGUUGAUGGCUUCUCAAGAAAGAUCAUGUACCUAGGUGCUGCAACCAAUAAUAAAGCAUCAACUGCACUUGCAUUUUUCUUGGAGGCAGUACAAAAGUAUGGCUUUCCGUUACGAGUAAGAGGGGACCAAGGAGUGGAAAAUGUUUGCAUAGCACGAUGCAUGUUCACUGUUAGGGGCUGUGGAAGGGGAAGUUUCCUGUCUGGAAAGAGUGUGCACAAUCAAAGAAUCGAGCGUUUGUGGCGAGAUGUUUGGAUGGCUGUUUCAAAUGUCUACUAUGAAGUUCUUCACAGCCUUGAGGAUGAAGGCAUUCUAGAUCCAUCCGAUAGCAUCCAUCUAUUCUGUGCCCAGCACGUGUUUCUUCCACGUCUGCAGAGGGAUCUUGACAUUUUCAGGGUGGGUUGGGAUAAUCACCCUUUAAGAACGGAGCAAAAUCUCUCCCCCCAACAACUGUGGACUAUGGGACUCCUCCAAAACCCUGUUGAUGCUCCAGAACAUGUAGAGGAAAAUGAAGAUUUCAACAUUGCCAGCGAGAUGGAUGCGGUCAGCUCUGGAGUGAUUGUUCCACCUGUGGAGUGUCCCUUACAUGACAACGAUAUGGCAGGCUUAAGAACGACAAUUGAGGUUACUAGACAAUCAGAGUCCUAUGGUCGAGAUGUUUAUUUAGCUGUGUUGAACUAUGUUCUAAAUCAUGUACCUUAGUCCAACAUUGUCCUUCAGUGUGUUUACCCACACCAAAAAUGGACUUGGUUUAUGAAAUGGCAACAGUGAAGAUGAGGACUUUUCACCUGUAAAUAACAGAACUUUAAGAUUGCUAAAAUACAUGUUUUAUUAAAAGUUGUAACAAUUACUUCAUACAACAGUU
Messenger RNA from Astyanax mexicanus (Mexican tetra), 2067 nucleotides. RefSeq lists its product as uncharacterized. The record is from RefSeq and is a predicted model, not a curated record. Bases 465 to 1904 code for a protein of 479 amino acids. The transcript is spliced from 7 exons. NCBI's taxonomy places the organism in Eukaryota, Metazoa, Chordata, Actinopteri, Characiformes, Acestrorhamphidae.